GGAUGCCACUACACAUACACAGCCACUAAACAACAAGUGUUUCUGCUACUCUCAUGAGCUGCUGCAUGUCUAAAGAGGCCAACCAACCAUGCAAAUUCAGCCUCUUCUCACUCCUCCCCACCUUUUGCAGCUGCUCAACUCAAGAGAAGAAGAUAAGUUCACUGGCCUCUGUGUAUGUGUGGUAGUUUGGACUGGAAUCCAUUAAAGGCAGGAGGUGGUUUGCUAAGGGAGUGGGGGGAAAGGAGAUAGGGUAAGAUGGAAGAUGGGGCAAUCACAAGCGGAAAGAGGCUUGAAGCACCUGCAGUUAUGGUACAACUACUCCUCAUUGUUCUUUUACUUGCUCAAAUCUUUCCUUGCGUUGUUUAAUCGCUUCAGUUGCAAUCUGUGACAAUCCUGUACAAUCCUUGUUUAAGAAAUAUAACAAUAACUUGCUUAACAAAGUGGCUUUUGUCUUGUACAUACAUUUUCAAAAUGCUUCCAUGUUUUUGUCCUUUUUUUUAUUGCCUUACUUUUUGUGCUGUUCUCGUGUUUCUCCUCAUUUUCCCCCAAGAAAGACCUGCAAAAAUUGGUGAGAAUCCGGCACAUACUUUCAUCAUUAUUAGUGAACAAUCCUUGCAUUAUUUAUGACAUCAGAGGAGAGCCUUGUAUUGUGAGUGGUUUGGAGAAAGUUGUAAAUGGAGAUUUCAACAAUUAAUUCAACUAACUGAAUCCGUAGACUAGAGUAAAAUAAAUAACUGGGGACUCUGACAUAUUGCAGGGAUGGGUCGCAAACUCAGCUAGUUGACUAAUUAUUCUCCUUAACAUCUGGAUCAAUUCAGGUCCUAUCCUAUUUCCUCUUCUAUCUCUUGGUUCAAGAUGAGCAAAUUGUGGGUCAAAAUUUGUAAUGUAGUUUUCUGAUUGUCGAGGGAGGAGUAAAGACCUGUGCAUAUCCAUGUUGCUACAAGCAUUGGCGGGGACUGAAAGUGUAGAAUUGGUGUCUACAUAUACCUUGGCUGGCCUGUAUAAAUGAAUCAAAUCUGCUAGAGAACGACCAAUUUCUAUCGGUUUCAUCAUUUGUGGAUUCACAAGUUCAAUCCUGCUGCCCUAUCUGUUUGGGCAACAAUCGCUGCAGGAUAGUCCGCUCUAGAACAAAACUGAUGAAUGUUUUGAUUGGGAAGGGGAAGCCUCGAGAAGCCCAUUCUAUUUUCAACAGUUUAAUGGACGAGGGACACAGGCCAACUCUUAUAACAUACACAACCCUUGUAGCGGCCUUGACUCGGCAAAAACUCUUCAAGUCUAUACUUCGACUCAUCUCUAAAAUGGAAGAAAAUGGCAUGAAGCCUGAUUCUAUACUCUUCAAUUCCAUAAUCAAUGCCUUUUCUGAAUCUGGAAAUAUGAAGGAAGCCAUGAAACUAUUUCGGAAAAUGAAGGAGAGUGGAUGUAAACCAACAACAAGCACAUAUAACACCCUUAUCAAAGGAUAUGGGAAUGCUGGCAAGACUGAAGAAGCUUUGAAAUUACUGGAGUUUUUACAGGAUGGAGGUGUGAAACCAAAUCAGAGGACAUAUAAUAUUCUUGUUAGAGCUUGGUGUAACAAGGAAAACAUGGAAGAAGCUUGGAACAUGGUGUACAAGAUGGUUGCAUCUGGCAUGCAACCAGAUGCUGUCACAUACAACACACUAGCAAGGGCUUAUGCAGAGAAAGGAGAGACAAUUAGGGCUGAAGAAAUGAUACUGGAAAUGCUGAACAGGAGAGUGUCGCCCAAUGAGCGUACUUGCAGCAUCAUUGUGAAUGGCUACUGCAAAGAAGGUAAUAUGGUUGACGCUUCUAGGUUUGUGUUCAGAAUGAAGGAGCUUGGCGUGCUUCCUAAUCUCUUUGUUUUUAAUUCUCUCAUCAAAGGAUUUCUAGAUACCAUGGAUACUGAAGGAGUUGAUGAGGUGCUGACACUAAUGGAAGAAAAUGGGGUAAGGCCAGAUGUUGUAACAUUUAGCACAAUCAUGAAUGCAUGGAGUUCAGCUGGGCGUAUGGACAAAUGCGAAGAGAUCUUCAAUGACAUGGUGAAGGCUGAAAUAGAACCUGACAUUCACGCGUUCAGUAUCCUUGCAAAGGGUUAUGUGCGAGCCGGAGAACCUGAAAAGGCAGAGUCAAUCCUGUCUUCUAUGAGAAAAUAUGGCGUGCAUCCAAAUGUUGUAAUCUACACCACCGUUAUAAGUGGAUGGUGCAGCGCAGGAAAAAUGGAGCAUGCAAUGAAGGUUUAUGAGAAGAUGUGUGAAAUUGGCGUUUCCCCCAACUUGAAAACCUAUGAGACCUUGAUAUGGGGAUAUGGUGAAGCAAAGCAGCCAUUGAAAGCAGAAGAACUGCUGCAAGUUAUGGAAGAGAAGGGUGUCUUUCCUAAGAAGGGGACCAUGCAGCUAAUAGCAGAUGCAUGGCGUGCCAUUGGUUUGCUGAGUGAAGCUGAGAGAAUUAUAGAAAAUGACGAAGAUCCGGAGGUCAAUGCAGAUAGAAAGAAAGAUGACGUGCCCGUGGAUAGACUGGAAAGCAUUUACAAGGACCAAAACCGUGGUGCUUCUUAUUCUAAGCUGUUACAUAUACCUGGGGAAGCUACAACCAAUCAAAAUGGAUCAUCUUCUGUUAAAAUAAGAACCCAGAUGAUUCUUAAGAAUUACAGGUCUUCAUCUGAGUCUUCAUGGACAGGUUCCAACUCUGUCUUGCUCACUCGUCUGUUUGUGUUUGGGGCACAACCGCAAAUCAAAAGCAGAAGGCAGCACCAAAGUCUGGUCGGCAUUUGUGAAAAAGUCGUAAGCAGAAUCCUGUGCAUAAAUUGACAGGGAAACGAUGGGAGAUGCUGUUAUCAUACAUAUGUAGGAUGAUACAGAUGACUGGAACUUGGAAAGUGCCCUUACCAUGAGAUUAAAUUAUGCAGGGCUGAUGAAAGAUUGCUUGCUCGUGAAAGUCGUCGAUACUGCGAUUCAUUUUCAUGUCUAUUGACAUCAUUGUUUAUACAAAUUAUAGGUAGCAAGUAGUAAAUUUGUAUUUACUUACAGUACUGUUCUGAGGACAGGCUGCGGUACAACAUACACAAUUGAAGUUAUUUUAAGAAUUUAUUGAGCUUGGCUUUGUUGGAUGCCUUUGUAGAUCA
This is a messenger RNA of Populus euphratica (Euphrates poplar), 3118 nucleotides long. Its product is annotated as pentatricopeptide repeat-containing protein At5g21222-like. Gene Ontology annotation, molecular function: protein binding. The transcript has 4 exons. The record is from RefSeq and is a predicted model, not a curated record. Lineage: Eukaryota; Viridiplantae; Streptophyta; Magnoliopsida; Malpighiales; Salicaceae. Bases 1137 to 2804 code for a protein of 555 amino acids.